Acanthaster planci (crown-of-thorns starfish) is the source of this 1789-nucleotide messenger RNA. Its product is annotated as cathepsin B-like. Gene Ontology annotation, molecular function: cysteine-type endopeptidase activity. NCBI's taxonomy places the organism in Eukaryota, Metazoa, Echinodermata, Asteroidea, Valvatida, Acanthasteridae. The record is from RefSeq and is a predicted model, not a curated record. Gene Ontology annotation, biological process: regulation of catalytic activity; proteolysis.
AGGGGGUGUGUGUUUGCUCACGCACAAGUCAGGCGGUCAGUGGAACUGCACAGGUGUCUCAUACGAUCCCGUGAAAGGUUUCCUCUAGGCCUACUGUACGCUGAAGCCUCAACAAGCAGCCAAGAUGCGCUUCGCAGUGGUGUUCCUAGUCAGUUUCCUGGCCCUGACAUCGGCCAGCAUCGACUUUCAGGAGUACUCUGCAGAAAUUAUCCAACGCAUAAACUCCAUGGAUACCACGUGGAAGGCUGGUCCCAAUUUUUUAGGCGAAACCCUGGAGUCUGUGAUCGCUCGUCUAGGAGUGAAGUACCCGCUUCCGGUGGAGAAGAGGCUGCCCCUGUACUUCCACGAGGACGUCAGUGACAUCCCCAUGACGUUCGACGCGCGCCAGAAGUGGCCGAAAUGCACAACUAUUUCGCUGAUCAGGGACCAGGCAGCCUGCGGCUCUUGUUGGGCUUUUGGUGCGGUGGAGGCCAUGUCGGAUCGUGAGUGCAUUCACAACAACGUCCAGGUGAACAUUUCUGCCGAGGAGCUGAAUUCCUGCUGCGAGUCCUGUGGCAAUGGAUGCGCUGGGGGAUUCCCAAACGCAGCCUGGGAGUUCUGGAAGACCCAUGGUCUUGUCAGCGGAGGCCUGUACAACAGCAAGAGCGGCUGCCAGCCCUACUCCAUUCCGGGCUGUGAUCACCACGAGCCCGGUCACCUGAAGCCCUGCGGACCGGAGGUCCCAACUCCACCAUGCCACCACACCUGCCGGACGGGCUACAACGUCACCUUCGACAAGGACCGGCACUUUGGAGGGAGCGUUUACAGUGUCCAUUCAAAAGUCAAGCAGAUACAGAAAGAGAUAAUGAUGAACGGACCUGUGGAGGCAGACUUCACCGUUUACGCCGACUUCCCCACCUACAGAUCCGGCGUUUACCAACACAAAACGGGAUCCGUGCUCGGAGGACACGCCGUGAAGAUCCUUGGAUGGGGCACUGAGGGCGGUGUUGACUACUGGCUGGUUGCCAACUCGUGGAACCCAGACUGGGGAGACAAAGGUUACUUCAAGAUCAAGCGCGGGGAUGACGAGUGUGGCAUCGAAGACGACAUCAAUGCUGGAAUCCCAAAGAAAAUGUGAUUCUAAUUUGGAAUAAAGAACAAACACCUCUGCUUAGAAAAAGAAAUUUCAUUCUGAAUUCCGUCGGCUUAAACCAAAGUAUGAUUUGUUAAAAAUUUGGCACCUCUUAUUAAAAAAAAAGAGAUUUCAUUCUGAAUGUUGUCAGCUUAAAUCAAAGCAUGGAUUUUAAAAUUUUGCGACGAUAUGAUUGCUGAUGGUAAGUAUUGAUCACUGAUCACUACUGCAAUGAUCAAUGCGUUUAGCCUCAUCCCACCUAAAUCAAAUGCACGAAUUUUGCUUGUUAUUGACGUUUCCAGCAAUGCAUAUCCAUCAUAAUCAGGUUCAGAGCUGUUGGCUCGUACACGCAACUUCAGCGUAGAGCAUAGAGAGUCUUUCUUACAAACAUUAAUAAGCACGCUACCUACUUUUUACCCUGGCACUGAUGGAGUCCCUAUUCUGAAAUAGUCUAAUCACCGGUAAUUGACGGGACCGCAUCGACACAUAAACUUGAGACCAUGUCAAUAUAGCACAGGGUGAUUUAGGAAAAUGUUUGAAUGACCCUAUGCACAUCUGUAUUACAUCUUUUGCACAGUGCUGUCUAGAAAAUGUUAUUGCCUCUAGUAAAUUGUCACUUAAUUACUAUAACAGCUUGCCUUGGUGAUAAAAAAGAAAAAUAAACAAAACAACAAAAUA